Molecule: messenger RNA, 4912 nt
Organism: Linum tenue
Lineage: Eukaryota; Viridiplantae; Streptophyta; Magnoliopsida; Malpighiales; Linaceae
Source: the annotation of a GenBank genome assembly
UGGUUUCUAGAACGAGAGCGGGCCGAGGAAAACGAUCAAAUAAACUAGGAAAAAAUGGAGGAAAAACAAAAACGAAAUGCUUUGAGAAAAGUCAACAAAAAUGCACGCAGAUCCAAUCCAGCCAGUCUACGUUCAAAGGGAUCGUCCUGUUUCCGCCACCUCCCCUGUUUCCUCUUCUUCUUCUUCUUCAGCUACUUCUUCUUCUUCGUUUCCUUCUUCCCAUUUCAUCUAGAAAAGUCCCCUGAUCGGGACGCCGGCAAACCCCUACAAGACCCAAAAACCCAUUUCCCUUUCCUCUCCCAAUACUAUUCUUUCGCAUUUGUUUCAACAUUCCUGCCUUCUCCUAUUUUUGUCCUUCUAGGACUUCUUCUUCUUCGUCUUCGUCUUCGUCUUUACCCCUUUUAUUAAUUUCUCUUCUGGGUUUUCCGAAAGGCGGAGAUAUCACCGAACUCCAACACACCCACUCUAUCUCUCUGCUCUAGCUCUUGGCCGGAUUUCAUUGAUUGUUCCGAAAGACUCCCUGCCCGCCAGGGGGGCUCUCCUCUGUCCUCUGUCUUUUCCCUUUUGUCGGAUCCUCUGCUCCUCCAUUUCAUAAGGUUUUCUUUCUUCCCCAGGAGCUCCCAAAUCCACAAAUUGAAGGCGAUCUCUCUGUUUCAGCUGCAUUUUGGGAAGAAGGAAUUAUUGUUGUGAAUUAAAUCAUGGGCGGAGGUAGAAAGAGAAUAAGAUUGAAGUUGAGCAGGCUGUACUCAUUCAGAUGCGGGAAAGCAUCGUUUGAGGAUGACCACUCACAAAUUGGCGGCCCUGGAUUCUCGAGGGUCGUGUUUGCCAACGAGCCAGAUUGCUUCGAAGCUGGGAUCCGGAAUUAUGAUGAUAAUUAUGUCAGUACAACAAAGUACAACGUCGCUACUUUCUUGCCCAAAUCGUUGUUUGAGCAGUUCAGGAGGGUGGCCAAUUUCUAUUUCUUGGUCACUGGCAUCUUGUCAUUCACUCCUCUCGCUCCUUACACCGCUGUCAGCGCCAUUAUCCCUCUCAUCGUUGUGAUUGCUGCCUCCAUGGUUAAAGAAGCCAUUGAAGACUGGCACCGCAAACAACAGGACACUGAGGUGAACAAUAGGACGGUUAAAGUGCACCAAGGAGAUGGGGUUUUUAAACAAACCGAAUGGAAGAACUUGAGAGUUGGGGAUAUAGUUAAGGUUGGGAAAGAUGAAUUCUUUCCUGCAGACUUGCUCCUUCUUUCAUCCAGUUAUGAGGAUGGAAUCUGUUAUGUGGAGACUAUGAACCUCGAUGGAGAGACGAAUCUGAAGCUGAAACAAGGAGUCGAGACAACUUCAGUCCUGCACGAAGAGUCUGAAUUCACCAACUUCAAAUCCAUGAUUAGAUGUGAAGACCCAAAUGCAAAUCUCUACACCUUUGUUGGAACUUUGGAGUAUGAGGAGAACCAAUUCCCACUCACACCUCAGCAGCUGCUUCUGAGAGACUCGAAGCUCAGAAACACAGACUUUAUCUAUGGUGCAGUUGUAUUCACUGGCCAUGAUACAAAGGUAAUGCAGAAUGCCACAGCUCCACCAUCUAAGAGAAGCAAUGUUGAGAAGAAGAUGGACCAAAUCAUCUACUUGUGUUUCGGUAUAGUGUUUUUGAUGGCAUCAGUUGGUUCAAUCUGCUUUGGAAUUUGGACCAGGGAUGACUUGGAAGAUGGAAGAAUGAAGAGGUGGUAUCUUAAACCGAAUGACUCUGAAAUCUUCUUUGAUCCUAGAAAAGCGGUAGUUGCAGCAAUCCUUCACUUCCUGACUGCUGUAAUGCUGUAUAGCUACUUCAUCCCUAUCUCACUCUAUGUCUCCAUAGAAGUAGUGAAAGUUCUUCAGAGCAUCUUCAUCAAUCAAGAUAUCCAUAUGUACUAUGAGGAGGCUGAUAAACCGGCACAUGCACGUACCUCAAAUUUGAACGAAGAACUUGGACAGGUUGACACCAUACUGUCAGACAAAACCGGGACUCUGACAUGCAAUUCUAUGGAGUUCAUAAAGUUUUCUGUGGCUGGUACUGCUUAUGGCCAUGGUGUAACUGAAGUUGAGAGGGCUAUGGAAAGAAAGACCGGUAGUCCAUUAAGAAUCAAUGGUUUGGAAGGGAAGAAGGAUUCCUCUAGUAAAAGCCCUGUCAAGGGCUUUAACUUUGAAGAUGAACGAAUCAUGGAUGGGCAUUGGCUGUACGAGCCUCGUGCUGACAUCAUCCAGAAGUUCUUUCGAUUGCUGGCUGUUUGUCACACGGCCAUUCCUGAAAUUGAUGAAGACACCGGGAAUGUUACAUACGAGGCUGAAUCGCCUGAUGAAGCAGCGUUUGUGAUUGCAGCUCGAGAACUGGGUUUUGAAUUCUAUAAAAGGACUCAGACGACCAUCUCAGUGAGGGAGUUGGAUUUGCAGUCAGGAAAGAAAGUUGAGAAAGAGUAUAGCCUUUUGAACGUGUUGGAAUUCAACAGCACGAGGAAGAGAAUGUCUGUUAUAGUAAGGGACGAGGAUGGAAAGCUACUGUUGCUUUCUAAAGGAGCUGACAGUGUAAUGUUUGAAAGGCUUGCGAAGAGUGGUAAGGAGUUCAAAGGGGAGACUAGGACUCAUGUAAAUCAGUAUGCUGAUGCGGGUCUAAGAACCCUGAUUCUCGCAUACCGUGAGCUUGAUGAAGCUGAAUACUCAAAUUUCAACUCAAAGUUCAACGCUGCAAAAAGUUCUGUUAGUGCAGAUCGAGAUUCAUUGAUUGAGAAAGUGGCAGCUGAUAUGGAGAAGGAUUUGAUACUCCUAGGUGCUACUGCUGUUGAGGACAAACUCCAAAAUGGGGUUCCUGACUGCAUAGACAAGCUUGCCCAAGCAGGAAUUAAGAUAUGGGUUUUGACUGGUGACAAAAUGGAAACUGCCAUCAACAUUGGUUUCGCAUGUAGUUUGCUUAGACAAGGAAUGAAGCAGAUCAUAAUCAACCUCGAGUUGCCAGAACUCCAGGCAUUAGAAAUAGCUGGAGAUAAGGCCGCCAUUAAUAAGGUAUCCAAAGCGCAUGUUCUCCGUGAAAUUACUAAAGGCAAAGCGCUAGUGUCAGGUGGAAGCGCUGAUGCUUUUGCUUUGAUAAUUGAUGGGAACUCACUCACUUACGCUCUGGAAGAUGAUGUUAAGAACUUGUUUCUCGAGCUUGCUGUGAGUUGUGCAUCUGUCAUUUGUUGCCGCUCAUCACCCAAACAGAAAGCACUGGUUACAAGACUGGUGAAAAAUGGAACUGGCAGAACAACAUUAGCAAUCGGUGAUGGUGCCAACGAUGUCGGUAUGCUUCAGGAAGCAGAUAUCGGUGUUGGAAUUAGUGGUGUUGAAGGAAUGCAGGCUGUUAUGUCCAGCGAUGUUGCAAUUGCUCAGUUUCGGUACUUGGAACGCUUGCUACUCGUGCAUGGACAUUGGUGUUACAGAAGGAUAUCAUCAAUGAUUUGCUACUUCUUCUACAAGAAUGUCACAUUCGGCAUCUCCGUGUUCUUGUAUGAGGCAUAUACAUCAUUCUCAGGACAACCUGCAUACAACGAUUGGUUUCUCUCACUCUACAACGUCUUCUUCACAUCACUUCCAGUGAUUGCUUUGGGCGUUUUCGACCAGGAUGUAUCAUCGCGAGAUGCUAUCAAGUUCCCUCUACUAUACCAAGAAGGGGUACAGAAUGUUCUGUUCAGCUGGCGCCGUAUACUCACAUGGAUGAUCAAUGGCGUUUACAGCGCGAUCAUGAUCUUCUUCUUCUGCACAAAGGCAAUGGAUAUUCAAGCAUUCAAUGACGAUGGGAAGACAGCUGGACGAGACAUCUUCGGAGCAACGAUGUACACAUGCAUUGUAUGGACAGUAAACUUACAAAUGGCUCUCUUCAUCAGCUACUUCACAGUGUUACAACACAUCCUCAUCUGGGGAUCCAUCGCCUUCUGGUACGUCUUCCUCAUGAUCUAUGGCGCCAUGUCCCCUGGAUUCGCCAACAACGCCUACAAGAUCUUUGUCGAAGCCCUCGCCCCUGCAGCUUCCUACUGGCUCAUCACACUUUUCACUGUGAUCACGACCCUAAUACCGUACUUCUCAUACUCCACGAUUCAAAUGAGGUUCUUCCCAAUGUACCAUCAAAUGAUUCAGUGGAUAAGGCACGAAGGGCAGUCGGAGGACCCAGAGUUCUGUGAUAUGGUCAGGCAGCGGUCGUUGAGGCCACAAACAGUUGGUUUCACUGCCCGUGUGGCAGCACGAUCGAGUCGAUCAAAUAGUAGAGAGGAGAAUCCGUUUCAGUGAUAUCAGUUGGAAGGCAGCUUAGGUGCUGACAUACUGUCAGAUUGUCUCUCCACGUGAUCUCAACAGUUGGAUCGAAGCGUGGCUAGAACAAAACAUUCUUUUGACCCCUCUUGUUGCUUGAUGGCUGGCAAAGAAUCCUUGCCCUGACUGUAUAUGACCAGCAUGGAGAUCGGGGUGAGGGGACAUUUUCGCUGUUGAAACUUGCUGCCUUCAUGCAUUUGAUCCUUGUUUGUAGGUUAGAAUGGUUUCAAGGGAAUCUGUACAGGAGAAGCAUUUAGAAAUCUGGGAUUGUUGUAGUUGUACUUGUACUAUUCACAGUCGAGAUCGAUCAAUCGGGUAGAUGAUGGCUGGGGGGAAUGUAGAGCGAGUUUUCGGGGCAACUUUUGAGGCUACUGUUACAUAGACAGUACUGGUUUAUCUUCUACCUAUAUCAAUGUUGUAUCAUUUGUAAGGAUGUAUAUAGAAUAGAGAGGUUGCACUGAAAUUUAUUCAUUAUCCACAUUGUGGUUAUCUACAGAUAAAGUAUGUUUAACCCUUGGUGGGGAGAUUACUUGUUUCAAACGCUAUUGGUCAAGUUCAUAGCUGUGUUGGGAGGAGAAUUGUCUUCUGGAUCUUGUAAGCAUUGUUGGGAUGCC